CCUCGCUGCCGCCGGAGGAGGCUGCCCACCCCAGCGGCCCAGGAUGCAGUUUCGCCUCUUCUCCUUUGCCUUGAUCAUCCUGAACUGCAUGGAUUACGGCCACUGCCAGCCCGGCCGCUGGAGACGCAGCAAAAGAGCUAACUAUGGACCAAAUCCAAUUUGCAAAGGUUGCUUAUCUUGUUCAAAGGAUAAUGGGUGCAUCAGAUGCCAGCACAAGUUAUUCUUCUUCCUGCGAAGAGAAGGGAUGAGGCAGUACGGUGAGUGCCUGCACUCCUGCCCGUCGGGCUACUACGGACUGAGAACGCCCGACAUGAACAGAUGCUCAAGAUGCAGAAUAGAAAACUGUGACUCCUGCUUUAGCAGAGACUUUUGUACCAAAUGCAAAACUGGCUUUUACUCGCACAGAGGCCGCUGCUUUCGAGGGUGUCCCGCUGGGUUUGCAGCCUUGGAAGAGCUUAUGGAAUGUGUGGAAGGCUGUGAAGUGGGUCAAUGGAGUGAGUGGGGAACUUGCAGCAGAAAUAACAAAACAUGUGGAUUUAAGUGGGGCCUGGAAACAAGAACAAGACAAAUAGUGAAGAAGCCAGCAAAAGACACAAUACCAUGUCCAACCAUUGCAGAAUCCAGACGGUGUAAAAUGGCCAUGAGGCAUUGUCCAGGAGGGAGAAGGCCAGCAAAAACGAAGGACAAAAAAAAGAAGAAAAAAAAUUUGAUGGAAAGGGCUCAGAAGCAGCACAGCAUCUUUUUAGCAACAGAUAAAACAAGCCAGUAAAGACUUGAUUUUCCUUAAUGUAUUUUUUUUGCAAAGUGCACAAAAGCUGCUAUAUGCUCCUGCCCAUGGAUGCACUACAAUUCAGCUGCUUUGACAGUAUUGGUGGCAAAUAACUUGUGAAAAUAAAACCCACAAGCUUGUUUGUUUUAUUUAUAUAUUUUUUAUUUUAUAUUUUCCUCUCAUUUUUGACCUGAAAACUUCAAGGUCAGGAGUGCACUGAGUUGGAUCAGUGGAAGUGGUCCUGAAGUGCAUCAGCGACAUUGCUCUGAAUGCCUGCUCAACAUGUUGGCAAGGAAAGAAACCUACACAGCACCAGUAGGUGGACUUGUGCAUAUUUAAAUAAACAGGGGGGAAAGGAAGUCUUGGACGUGUAGGUACAAUUAGAUUUAUGGCCUUUGUUUCCUGAAUUUGUACAUUUCAAGAGUAAAUGGAUAUGAAUUACCUCCUGAGUGGUAAUCUACAUUGUUCUCACACCUGCUACAGUGACACAGUUGUGUAAUAAAACUGCUUUGAGACAACGUGCUGCAGGAUUCAGUGCUCAGACUCACCCAAGCACAACAGACUGUGUGUACAUAUUACUCUGUCUACAUAUAAAUGAACAUAUUUACUGUACAUCUAUGCAUUUUUAUGUAUAAUACUUUAUACAUGUUUAAAGGUAUGUUCUGUUGGUUCUAGUAAUGUACUUUAAAUAAUCCAGUAAAUGUUUACUUUUUGCUGUGUUUUAACUAUCUUCUCAUGUUCCUCAAUAGUUACAAACUGGAUUUUUUUUUCUCAUUUGCAAGGCACACUCAUUUGCAGAACUACCUUGCACUGACCCUCACCAUGGAGUGUCAGCUCUGAAGUUUAAUUGCCAGACUAGUAAUCCACAAAUUCUUUCUGCAAUUCAGUACUUCUGUUUCAGGCCCCAUGUAUUUUGUCUCAGAAAAAGAAGUUGAAUGGUUUUUAAGAUGAGGCUUGAUGAUGAUAGAAAUUUUGAAUGUCAGGAGAGAAAUUACUUGUAAAGUUCUUGGUAUCUAAGACUGUAUGUGUAGUUUGGGAUAUUUUUACUUGCUUUUUUUUUUUUUUUUCCCUCCCAAUGUAAUGCAGUGUUUAAUUUCAGUUAGUCCUAAUGCAGUCAGAGAGAAACAAAAUAAAGGUCAUGUAAUGAAGGUCAACCAUUCAAAAGCAUAGAAAACACCAAUUCCCCAGUAUUGCUGAUUAUUUGUAGAAGCUUAACAAAUUUAUUCUGCAGCUGUUGUUUGCUUUGGGACAUUUUUUGGGGGGAGAGGUAGAGACAAUGUUCUGUGUAGGCCAUUAAAAUGGCACAGGAUAUGUAAUUUGGUAAUCUAGCCUUAUUGGGCUAGCAUUCAAGGUGAUUUUUGGAUACCUGACAGGUAUGCCUGUCACUUAAGGGAAAUUAUUUCACUUUUAGACCUAAAACUUUCAUACGACCUACACCAAAAAAUGAAGCAGCAAAACAGACCCCAGAUCUCCACAAACCUCUUUUUGACAUAUACUUUAGAAAACUCCCACAAAUUCCAGUUUUAGUUUUAUGGGUUAUAUGCUUUUCAAAUAAACUAGGGAAAUAAAGCAUCUGUAAGCACAAAUAUAUCUGCAUUUAGUUAUGACAAGUGUUACUACCAAAAUGUACAUAUGUUAGACACACAUGAAUGUUCCAGCAAACUGCUUGUGAACUUCCACUCAGCCAUGAGGUUUUCACUGUAUGUUUAUAUUUACCUAGAACAUAAUAAAGUUACAGACAGUAAGAUUGCUGUAAUCCUGGGAUGCUAUUUUGGACAUAAAAUGCUCACUUCAAACAAAAAAAGAAAGAAAAUGAGAACUGUAGCUGUCUGUUUGCUUACUGGUUAUCAAAUUAGGCUGUAAGUUCAGUUAAUGCCCUCAUACAAGCCUUUCAGUAGUGGUUACAAGUAUUGUAUUAGGCAUGUCAUGGAAAGAAUGCUACAAAAUACAAUAAAAUGGUGUCACAAGCUCCUGAGUAAAAUAUUUUUGGUCCUUUUAAAUUCAAAUAGCAUAUUCUUUUGGAAUUUCAUACAUGUAGAAAAAUUGCAGAAGAUGGGGAGAUGCAGAUUUUCUUCCACUGGAGUAAAAAAUGUGAGGGUUUUCCAUACAACUGUUUUGUUUGAAAAAACUCUGAGCAUUAGCUGUACAUUGAUUUCUCCUGUCCCAGUCACCUUCACACCAAGAGUUUUUUUGGGAGUGUGGAGUGAAAAAAAUUAUCCCUAAGCAGCCCUCUGUAGCUCCUCCUUUGUCUGGGCAUCCUGCCUUUGCAUGGUGGACCCUGUCAGUGUGUUCAUAGCCCUGGGUUUUGUAGGAUCACACUUUGGAGGUUGGAAAGGACAUUAGGAAAAGGCUUUGCACUAAGAAGGUGUUUGGUCACAGGCUCCUCAGGGAAGUGGUCAUGGCACCAAGCCUGUCAGAGUUCAAGGAGUGUCUGGACAGUGCUCUUAGUAGUAUGGUUUUGUUUCAGGUACUCCUGUGAGGAGCAGGGAUUGGACUCAGUGAUCCAUAUGGGUCUUUUCCAUCUUGAGAUAUUCUAUGAUUUGAUGAAUCUAUGACCUUGACAGAUCAGCUAGUUGAAAUAUUUGCUUGAAACGGGGCUACCUUGAAGUUAUCCUCAGAUUCUGUUUCUUGAUAAAGUGAAGAUCAGGUUUCCAAAGCUGAGUAGCAUAAAAGCAGCCUGUGCCCACUGUGGCUCUUAUUUCCUUUAAAUUUGAUCAGAAGUGGACUUACAAAGAUCGUAGUUCUUUUCUGGUAAGCAACUGACCAGGUACAAAUGCCACCUUUUCCCCCCUUUCAUAGCUGUUACUGCUGUUUGAAUCUGUUUCUCUCAAAUAGCAGAAGGUUUCAGAGCAAUGUAACUUUUGUGUUCACAAGGCUUUUAUGCCCUGGUUUGACGAUAAACUAUUGCAAAUUUAUUUUAAACUACAAAAGAUUCAAAUUAGGAGGACAAAGAACUUUAUAUGCUGUAGUCAUUGGUUUUAAAAUGUUGUUACAUUGCUAUGAUGAGUAGAAAGUGCUUUUUCAAAACCAUACAUUAUUUUGUAUCUUAUUCACAUGUCCCAGAAAAGACAAUUGCAUAGUGCACUGUGUACUUAGGAUCUCUCUAUUCUCAGUUUGCCUUAGCUUAUCCUGGCCUCCUAAUAUCUGUUUCUAAAUUAAAACAAAACCAAAGAAAACAAAAUAGAAAAAACAUACUCCAGGUGUAUCUUUAAAGCAAUUAUUUUUUGGUUGACUCGUCUUUAUAGCAUUUCAGCUACUCUUGUUAGUGAGAAAUUAUUGUUAUAUGUCUCUUUGUUUAUUCCUGGGGGGAAAAAAACAAUGUUGCAUUCCACACUAUGCUAAUGCAAACCUUCCAUAUAACAAAUGUCAGUAUAAGGAAAUUGUUCUCUGACACCUGUAUGCUCAAUAUGAAGAUGUCAGCAAAAGAAUAGUGAAUAGUUAUAGAGCUUACAUGAUGUGUCUUCAUUUAUCAGUGGGAAUUACAGAAAACUGCAGAGCAGAAAAAAACCGUAGAUUUUCAUCCAUGUUAGCUAAAAACAAACCAAAGAUCAAUUAAGUGCCAUGUCAACUUUUUUAAACAAAUAUAUUGCUAAAAUCCUGAUUGAAGCCUCAUAAAAUGAGAAGACAGAUCUUUUCCAGACAGAUUAAAAUCAAAUUCAGGGCUUCAGCUUUUUUAUGCUGAUGAAACAGAAUAUAGAAUAAAAAUAUCCAGAUAUUUCUGGCACGAGUUUCAUGCUUUUUUAAGUGGGUGAUGCUGCUGAAGGCUGAUGCUACCACUUACCAGAGGGUAUGAGAGUUUUGAGUUCAAACUCUCUCUCUUCACCAACAAAAUGUAUUUGUCUUUGGACACCAGUCCACUUUCACGUCCAGUGGUGUAAGCCAGCAUGAAUUCCAGUAAGCUCUAGACUGAAGUUAUUUUGGACUGACACCAAGAAGAACAAAAUGUACCCUUCUGAAAGUGUAACCCAGAAACCACUGUCAGCUUUUUGUUUAGUUCUUUACCGAAAGCCCUGUGCUGAACCUGGCAUCGUUUCUUUUGAAACUAUGAGAAGCCUCAGCCUCAGGACUGAGGAAAGGACAUUAACUUGAGGAAGUAUUACAGCAGCCUGAUCUGCAGGACAUCUGGGAGAAGAGCAGACCCGUAUUUGAAGUGCAGUUCCUCUCAGAAGAGAAAAACUUUAAGAGAAGUGUGACUAGAGAGAGCAUCCGAAGUGAGCCCAGCCUUUAGUCCAUUGCCAAACUCUUCCAGACUUCAACUGAUUUUUUAAAAUGCAAACUAGUUCUGUUUAUGUCUAAUAAACAUAUGUGUUCAACCCUG
Serinus canaria (Common canary) is the source of this 5087-nucleotide messenger RNA. It is a transcript of the gene RSPO2, whose product is annotated as R-spondin 2. The record is from RefSeq and is a predicted model, not a curated record. The coding region runs from base 44 to 769 and encodes 241 amino acids. The transcript has 5 exons. NCBI's taxonomy places the organism in Eukaryota, Metazoa, Chordata, Aves, Passeriformes, Fringillidae.